UAGCAAGCUGAGAGUGAAGGGAAAAUUUUGGCGUUCGCAAGGAUGAGACUUCCCAUCUUAGCUGGCACGUCCAGCAGGAAGUUUCUGCUCGGCAGCAUCGUUUUCCUUUUAUGGAUAAAAUUACCCAACGAACCAGUCAACGCUUCAGCUGCGACCGAAAUCAUGGAAAAAUGGGCCGAUAACUUCGGUGAAGAGCUGUGGGAAAUGGCACAAACGAUGACAAAGGCGAUGGAGAUUACGGCGAAAUACAAAGCCUACAAUGCCCGCGUGGAGCGCAAGAACGGUACGACGUUGAUACAAUCGAUCGUAGAAAACGUUGGCCGUAUGUUUAUCCGCAAGAUGGACGCCAUCAAGUGUAUUAUCAAUCUGGCGGAGGAGCUGUCCGAGCAGUUCGAGUACAAUGAAACGCUAGCGGACAACUUUUCCUACUUUUCCAGCAAAUACUCCAAUAUUGAUGGACGACCCGAACCGGAAAUCCCGGAAACGUUGCUAGAGAACGCCUGGAUGUACCGGAACAUGUCACUCAAUCCGGACACUCACUUCUUCAACAUUUCGGUCAAUACUUCGUACAGCUCGGUACACGUGCCACAGAACGUGUACGACCGUUAUCCCUGGGUGCUGGAGGCACUGCAAUGGUCCGAAUCGUUGGACGACGUGUUUGUGCAGAACUACAACUCCGAUCCGGCCCUCUCAUGGCAGUACUUUGGUUCGUACACGGGAAUGCUACGCCACUAUCCGGCUCUCGAGUGGAAUCGGGAGCAUGUGGACACGUUCGAUUGCCGCAAACGUUCGUGGUACAUUGAAACGGCCACUUGCUCGAAAGACAUCGUUAUACUGCUGGAUAAUUCCGGCUCGAUGACGGGCUAUCGGAACUAUAUCGCCCAGCUGACGGUUAAAAGUAUACUGGACACGUUUUCGAACAAUGAUUUUAUAAACAUUUACAAAUACUCGAAUGAUGUGGAACCAUUAGUACCUUGCUUUAAGGAUAUGUUAGUACAAGCGACUCCGGAAAAUAUGCGUUUCUUUAACGAAUACGUACGAGAGCUUCUUCCGGAAGGAUACGCGAAUGUUAAGAAGGCUUUUGUGGCUGCCUUUGAGCUUCUCCAGAAGUACCGUGAGAUACGUCGAUGUAACGAAUCCGUCAGUGGAUGCAAUCAAGCGAUCAUGCUCAUUACCGACGGUGUUCCAAGCAACAUCACGGAAGUAUUCGAGGCAUACAAUUGGUUCGAGAAUGGCACCAAAAUCCCAGUGCGUGUGUUCACCUAUCUGUUGGGUCGCGAAGUCACCAAAGUGCGUGAAAUUCAGUGGAUGGCGUGCCUUAACCGAGGCUACUACUCACACAUCCAAUCGUUGGAUGAAGUACAAGAGGAAGUAUUGAAGUACGUCACCGUGAUCGCAACUCCGCUAGUGCUACAAGGUGUGGAACAUCCGCCAACAUGGACGCAUGCCUUCACCGACACCGCAGAAAACCUACUCACGGAAGCGGACGAUGACGAGCCACCGAGACUGAUGAUAGCUGUCGGUGCGCCCGCAUUCGAUCGAAAGGCGAAUCAUUACAAUGAAACACGAACCGCUCGUUUGCUGGGAGUGGCCGGAACAGAUAUUCCGGUGGAAGAUCUCGAUGAGCUGACGCUACCGUACAAGCUUGGCGUUAAUGGUUACUCGUUCAUCGUCAGCAACAAUGGUUACGUGCUGAUGCAUCCAGAUCUGAGACCUGUUUCGAAUGGACGACUUAAGGAAAACUACAACAGUAUCGAUCUGACUGAAAUUGAGCAGAUCUAUGAUGAGAAUAUUACGCGCCAGGUUGAGGACAUGACAGGCCGCGAGAUGAGUCCGUUUAUAUUGGAUUUGCGUCAACAUUUGGUAGAUUCGCGGUUUGGUAAAAUGUUGAAGUUACCGGUGCGAUUCCAUUACGACAAGAUGCGACGAGUAUCGCUCGAGUAUCAGGACUACUACUAUGCACCGCUAGAGAACACUCCGUUCUCGCUGGGUUUGGUGUUGCCGCAUGACUACGGUAGCACGUGGAUUAAGGUGGGCGACGAGAUUAAACGCAACCAGCAUAUGGGUUUGAAUAUUUCCGAUUUCUUUAUGGGUGAUAACUGGAAGGUGCAUCCAGAUUGGGUGUACUGCAAGUACCAUUAUCUGGAAGGACACGAAUUUAAAACACCCGAGGAUGAGCUGCGCCAUUUUCUGAACCGAUUGUACGAACCAACGUGGAAGUGGUCCCAACAGUAUGAACCCGAAGAUCCCGACGAGAAGGCAGAUAACGAUGGUCCCAACUGUGGACGCAAAACGUUGGAUGACGAUGCGUACUACUGUAACAAGGAGCUGGUAGAGCUGCUAAUCUUCGACGCGAAGGUCACCAACAACAGUUACCGCAACUGGGAGUUUGAGACUGAGAAUGAACGCAAGAUUAUCGAGAUGUAUAAUGCCACGUUGCGGUUUGUCGCUACGAUGAGUGGACUAACCCGCUGGCAGUUCAUCUUCGGUGAGGUUGAGGUGGACACCGACAGUGAGUUUGGUGAUUAUCACAAGAAAGCAAUUGAUGAAACGUGGUACCGUAGUGCGAUCUUGCAGCACAAGAUCGAUCCGAAGAGUUUCGUGUACUCGGUACCGCACGAAUCGGACCCACCGGAAGAUGGUGAGCUGAAGGUGACGGCAACGAUGGCCAUUUUUCCGCGGGAUGGUGGACUGGAGGCGCCUGGGUGUGUGACCGGGUUUCAGUUUACGCAUUCGCUUAUGUACGAUCGAUUUAUGGAGAUUACGUCCAAGAAAACGUGUGAUGACUGUAUCGAAACGUGUGCAUCGGAUGCCCGGGAUUGCUACGUGAUCGAUCACAAUGGGUAUGUGGUGCUAUCGGAAACGUCCAACCAUACAGGGCGAUUCUUUGGAGAAAUCGAAGGUGCGAUCAUGCAAUCUAUGGUAGAUAAGGAAAUCUUCAACAUGAUCACCGUGUUCGAUCUACAGGGCUUGUGCGAGUAUGAGCGUGUAGUAGAAAAUGAUGCCAUCGCGUUACUUCACCCUUGGCGAGUCCUGAUGCUUGGCCUAAAGUGGUUUGUUGCGGAAGUUGCUAUGAUGCUUUCCCGGUUCGAUUUUUGGGUGCACGGCAUCCCAAGUCCCGACUACUUUGGACAUGAGUACGAUGACUACGAUGAUACGCGCCCAUCCAAACCGAAAAAGAUACACGUCGACGAGGAAGAGGAGUACUUUAAUCGACCCAAAGAAAUUAAGAAAGAGAUCGUAUACGAACCGUGUGAUAAAAAGUCUAACCUGUACGUGAUGCAGCAGGAGAAAUUUAUCAAGGGUGAUGGCUUUUUCUACGAACCACCACCACCACCGAUGGAGGAAGUUCUUUACCCGCCGUACUUUGCUAAACGUAUUCCACGCUCCAACUUGCUGAUGAUCAUCGUCGAGAACGGGUACAAGGUGGAUCGAGUAGUGUUGUCCGCCGAACCCGAGGUGAUCUACCAUAACGAAUCGGAAGCGUUACCCUGUGUAAAGACCAAACUAAACUUCCUUCCCCGCCGACGCUUGGAGGAGUGCUACACCGAACAUCCGGAUGAAGAACUUGUUGCCCAAUGUGGCAGUGGAUCCCGCCUAACAAUGCAACUGACUGUAGUGAUAACGACUAUUGUAUCACUGUUGUUAUAUCGAUGUGCCCAAAAUGCUAAUCCAAUUUUAAUGUAGACUCGAUAGUAGAAAUAUUAGGAACCGAUUUUGUACCGCAAGUGCGAGCGUAUAGGAGACCGCGACGUCCCUUUUUCUAGUCUAGAGAC
This is a messenger RNA of Anopheles maculipalpis, 3776 nucleotides long. It is a transcript of the gene Ca-Ma2d, whose product is annotated as voltage-dependent calcium channel subunit alpha-2/delta-3. The record is from RefSeq and is a predicted model, not a curated record. Bases 43 to 3687 code for a protein of 1214 amino acids. The transcript is spliced from 14 exons. Gene Ontology annotation, molecular function: voltage-gated calcium channel activity. Gene Ontology annotation, cellular component: voltage-gated calcium channel complex. Lineage: Eukaryota; Metazoa; Arthropoda; Insecta; Diptera; Culicidae.